Chelonia mydas (Green sea turtle) is the source of this 10069-nucleotide messenger RNA. It is a transcript of the gene ADAMTS2, whose product is annotated as ADAM metallopeptidase with thrombospondin type 1 motif 2. The coding region runs from base 411 to 3962 and encodes 1183 amino acids. Gene Ontology annotation, biological process: extracellular matrix organization; proteolysis. The transcript has 22 exons. The record is from RefSeq and is a predicted model, not a curated record. Lineage: Eukaryota; Metazoa; Chordata; Testudines; Cheloniidae. Gene Ontology annotation, molecular function: zinc ion binding; metalloendopeptidase activity.
AACGUGGCUGUCGGAGCGGUGGGUGGGGAGGUGUCCCGCAGCCAGAGUUGGCUCCAGGAGGGAGGGGAGCCCCGGGACUGCUGCCAGGCUCGCUGCGGAGCCGGGCUGUGCUGGGUGGCAGCGCCUCUGUCAAUCAGCCUGACUUCACUCCCGCACGCCCUGUGUUCUCUGGUGCUGCGCUCCAGCCGCCUCCUGGUGUCUCUGCUUCGCUGCGAGCCCGCAGAGCGGCCGCCGCUGCUGCUGGGUGCAUGCACCAGGGGACCGGAGCGGGGCUGAGGCGUCCCCGCCGCGUUCCGGGCGGCGGUGCGGAGGACCGGGCGGCGCCGGGCUGCCCUCAGAUGGUUUUGGGUAGCGGCGGGGAACUUUAACGCUGGCUCCGAGUGUUGGGCUCGGUCUGCGGUUCAGCUGCAAUGGAUCCUCCCGCGGCGAUCGCCUGUCUGCUGCUCUGCUGUGCGCUCUUCCUGCCCGCGAGCGCUCUGCAGAGCUCCAGGGAGAGAGAUCCUAUUUUGAGGAAUAUAGAGGAAUACAGACUUGUCGUUCCAAUCAGCACAGAUUCAGAGGGCAGGUUCCUAUCUAACCUGGUGUCUGGACCUCCAAGGGGGCGCUUCCGAAGAGAUGCUGGGGAUUUGCAACAUGAAGCUUCAAAUGAGCAAAUAUUUUAUAAUGUCACUGUUUUUGGAAGAGAGUUUCACUUCAGGCUGAGACUGAACUCUAGGCUGGUUGCCCCUGGAGCAACAAUUGAAUGGCAAGAGGAUUCUAAUGUGACUCAUAUUCAACCACUCCAUGGGAAUUGCCUAUAUGUUGGGGAUAUCACUGAUUUGCCUAACGCUUCAGUUGCUAUAAGCAACUGUGAUGGGCUGGCUGGCAUGAUUCGCACAGACAAGGACGAGUUCUUCAUUGAACCUCAGGAGAAGGGCAGUCAGGAGGAAGAUGGAGGCAGGACACAUGUGGUAUAUCGCAGAGCAGCUGUCAAGAAGCCACUUCCCACUGAGAACAGAGAUAUCCAGUAUAAAGCAGCUGACCUGAGUAAUCUGGAUAACUUUGUCAGUAUGCUGAGCCUCAUUGAAGACCAUGUAAACAGCUCAAGAAAGAGGUAUCGGAGGCAUGCGACUGAUGAUGACUACAACAUUGAAGUUCUCCUGGGAGUUGAUGACUCAGUUGUACAGUUCCAUGGAAAAGAACAUGUACAGAAGUACCUUCUGACCCUGAUGAAUAUCGUGAAUGAAAUCUACCAUGACGAGUCCUUAGGUGCCCACAUUAAUGUUGUUUUGGUGAGGAUAAUCAUGCUGAGCUAUGGGAAAUCCAUGAGCUUAAUAGAGAUUGGGAACCCUUCCCAGAGUUUGGAGAAUGUGUGUCGCUGGGCCUAUCUACAACAGAAGCCCGACACUGCACAUGCAGAAUAUCAUGACCAUGCUAUUUUUCUCACAAGGCAGGAUUUUGGCCCAUCUGGCAUGCAAGGCUAUGCUCCAGUUACUGGAAUGUGUCAUCCUGUACGAAGUUGCACCCUCAACCAUGAAGAUGGUUUUUCCUCUGCAUUUGUGGUGGCCCAUGAAACUGGGCAUGUAUUAGGCAUGGAGCAUGAUGGCCAGGGCAACAGGUGUGGGGAUGAGGUCCGAAUGGGGAGCAUCAUGGCCCCCCUUGUCCAGGCUGCGUUCCAUCGUUUCCACUGGUCUCGCUGUAGCCAACAAGAGCUGAACAGAUAUCUACAUUCCUAUGAUUGUCUGCGUGAUGAUCCGUUUGAACAUGAUUGGCCUCCCCUUCCCCAGCUGCCAGGAAUUCACUACUCCAUGAAUGAGCAGUGCCGUUUCGAUUUUGGUUUGGGCUACAUGAUGUGCACAGCUUUCCGUACGUUUGAUCCCUGCAAGCAGCUGUGGUGUAGCCAUCCCGAUAACCCUUACUUCUGCAAAACAAAGAAGGGACCGCCACUGGAUGGGACUAUGUGCGCGCCUGGAAAGCACUGCUUUAAAGGUCACUGCAUCUGGUUAACUCCAGAUAUCUUGAAACAGGACGGAAAUUGGGGAGCAUGGAGUAAGUUUGGCUCCUGUUCUCGAACGUGCGGUACAGGGGUAAAAUACAGGACACGGCAAUGUGACAAUCCACACCCAGCUAAUGGAGGCCGUACAUGCAUAGGGCCAACCUAUGAGUUCCAGCUUUGCAACACUCAAGAUUGUCCCAAGGAGUUUGAUGAUUUCAGAGAGGAGCAGUGUAGACAAUGGGAUCCUUACUUUGAAUAUCAGAAUAUGAAACACCACUGGCUCCCAUAUGAGCAUCUUGAUGCUAAAGAAAGGUGUCACCUGUACUGUGAAUCCAAGGAGACUGGUGACGUAGUUUAUAUGAAACGAAUGGUACACGAUGGAACCCGCUGCUCAUAUAAAGAUUUUUAUAGCAUCUGUGUGCGAGGGGAUUGUUUGAAAGUUGGAUGUGACAGGGUAAUAGGUUCCUCUAAGCAAGAGGAUAAGUGUGGUGUCUGUGGUGGAGAUAACUCCCACUGCAAGGUGGUGAAAGGAACGUUCUCCAGGGCACCAAAGAAACCAGGGUACAUUAAGAUGUUUGAAAUUCCUGCUGGUGCAAGGCACUUACUUGUACAAGAAACAGAUGCCACCAUUCAUAAUCUUGCAAUUAAGAAUCGAGAAACAGGGAAAUUCGUUUUAAAUGAAGACAACUAUGUACCGGAUUCUAAAGUAUUUGUUGACAUGGGUGUGGAAUGGGAAUACCGGAAUGAUGAUGAUAGAGAAACAGUGCAGACCAUGGGGCCUUUGAGCAAUGGAAUAGUCAUUCUGGUGAUUCCUCAUGGUGGUGCCAAGAUUUCUUUGACUUACAAAUACAUGAUCCAUGAAGACUCCUUAAAUGUAGAUAACAACAAUGUUUUGGAAGAUGAUUCAAUAACACAUGAAUGGGCUCUGAAAAAAUGGUCCCAGUGUUCAAAACCCUGUGGAGGAGGUUAUCAGUUUACGAAAUAUGGUUGCCGGAGGAAGACAGACCACAAGAUGGUUCAUCGGAGAUACUGCGAGACGAUCCAAAAGCCAAAGCCUAUUCGCAGAGUGUGCAAUCUGCAGGAAUGUUCCCAACCAAUAUGGGUUACAGGAGAUUGGGAGCCCUGCAGCAAAAGCUGUGGAAAAACAGGAUAUCAAGUACGUUCUGUAAGAUGUAUCCAACCCCUGCAUGACAAUACAAAUCGUUCUGUUCAUACCAAAUAUUGCAACAAUGAUCGUCCAGAAGGCAGAAGGUCUUGCAAUCGAGAACUUUGUCCUGCACAGUGGAGGAUAGGACCCUGGUCACAGUGCUCUGUAACUUGUGGUAACGGCACACAGGAACGGCAGGUUUUGUGCAAGACGAGAGACAAUGCUAGUGGCUAUUGUAAAGAAGACAAACCGGAAACAAUGAGGAUCUGCAGACUAUCUCUAUGCCCCAGAAAUGUUUCUGAUCCAUCAAAGAAAACCUACAUGAUACAAUGGCUGUCAAGACCAGAUGGAGAUUAUCCCAUCCAGAAAAUAUCUUCAAGGGAACGUUGCCAAGGAGACAAGUCCAUGUUUUGUCGCAUGGAAGUUCUCUCUCGUUACUGCUCAAUUCCUGGUUACAAUAAGCUGUGUUGCAAGUCCUGUAAUAUGUAUAACAACAUAACAGAGGAUAAUAAUGUAACUGAUUCUAACCUAAAUAAGAACAACAUUGAGGAGAAUCUCCUGCCUACUCUCACUCCUCCUACUGGGGUGGUUGUCAUGCAGGCUACCGCUGGUCCUCCUCUGGUUUCCAACUCAAACGUCACCCAUUCCAAUGCAACUGAGGACCACCCAGAAAUUAAUGCGGUAGACGUGCCAUAUAAAAUCGAUGGGCUGGACAACGAAGUACCGCAGCACAACCUCAUCCCACGGAGGAGGCUGCAUUACGAAAGGACAAAGAACCAAAGAAUUCAGGAGCUGAUCGCUGAGAAAAGAAAGAGGGAGACCAUUAGUAAGCUACAUUAAAAUGGAAAUACGGCACAGACGACAUUUUUCUCUCUUAUAGAGAUGUUACCACCACCAUCGUAAUGCCCAUGUCAUACAAACUAGAGAAAGAAAAAAGCGGUGCUAUGGCAGAAAUGCCAAAUUCUAAAGCCUAAAACAAACAGGAAUGUAAGAUUGUUUCAGAACGCUCGUUGAAACUUUCUGAUGGCUAGGGUUCCAGGGUGCUAUAACGUACUAGUGCAAUAUCAGUACAGUAUUUCACUGAAUCCACACAAACCUAUUACCUAGCCCAGAUCAGCCGGUUUAUGGAUUAUGGGCUCUUUUCACUCCUCAAUGCCUUGCAUAACUCCUAGGGAAUCCUAAUGGGAGUUGCAUUCAACAGGGAGGAGAACAGAGUCCAUUACCUACACAUGCCUUUAAUAGUGACAACCAGUUGAUCAAGAGAAGUAUUGCAUCAAACCAUACAAUAAAUUACUCCCAGAUUCAGGAUGGUAUUUAAGUACAUGCAUGACUUUAAACAUGUAAGUAGUCCCCCUUCCUUAAAUGGAACUAUUCUCAUGGCUACACUUACCUACCUUUCUUAACUGGAACAUUACAUUUGAGAUUCUUUGUACAUCACAUAUUUAAUCUAAGUUCAGAACUGAUAACCAGUAGUUUGCAUGUUCCCAUAAAUAAUUUCAAAGCAUUUUUAUCUAUAAAAAUGAUUUACUAUUUGACUGGACCUAUAUAAUUUAGACUGACAAUGUCCUAAUCUUUUGUUUGAGUAUCUUUAUUUCAUAGACUUUAAACUCCUGUUAUACAAUAUCCCCAAUGGUUUUAGUUGACAUUCUUUUCAGUCUACCUUUUAUCAACACUCUGUUUAACUUAAAAUGACCGGAGUCUCUUUUCCUUUCCUUUCCUUUGGUGCUUCAUGAAGAAAGUGUAAUUGUGUAUGUUAACAUUUUUCAUGGUACAAUGUUAUGUCAUUCUGAAGGAACACAUUGUGUUAUCAAUCUUUCCUUAGGACAGCUCUGUUGCAGCAGAAGUGAACAAUUGUUCAUCAUGCUUAUAUGUAAACACAGUACCAAGUGUGCUUAGAGCUUAGUAGCCUGACAGCCCUUUGAGUACUUCCUUUCCCUAUAAUGUCUUCUGAUAGCUGAGGGCAACCUCAUCAUUUUCCAUAGCUCAUUCUGGACGGCUCGUAAGUAGAAGACAUUCGGCGUGGUUGUUUGUACCUUUUGGCGAGGCCAUGCCUGCUUUCAAAUGCCUCUAUAUAAUGCAAGGAUGUUACCAGCCACCUUACAGGAUAAAUUAAUGUGUACAGUAGGUACUGAGCAUUUGAGCCAAAGACCACUAAGCUCCGUGGAAAGACUCCCAUUGACUUCAAUGGGUUUUGCAAACCCUGGAAUACUGUAUGAGUAGGAAUUAAAACCUGUGUUUGUGGGGUUUAUUAAUUUUGCUCUUGCCUAGUGGGUUGACUUUCCCUUGUCUGCUCAAGCUUGUUAAUAUUUUCCAGGGGAUAAGGUCUCUUUGAAAGUGUCAUUUCACAUAGAAAAGAUAUGCAGGGGUUAGGGCUGCCUUGACACUGCCAGUUCACAUAGAAAAGGCAACUGAGCUGUGGCAAAAUGCUCUCAAUUCAAAUUUUUGAUCUUGAAUUAAGAAGAUACAAGGUGGUGGUCUCAUUUGCAGAGCUAGUUUGGACAUAUGCUAUAUAGCUUAGUUGCUGGUGAUGCAAUGUUGAGCCUGGCAGCCAGGCCCUCACUGAAAAGGAAAACCCCAACUUACUUUCUGCUGUCCAUGCUGGGGCCCCCAUUUCUACUUUUAAAUGUUGUGAGCGAAUGGCUCACCUAGCUUCCAUUGCAAAGUAUCCCAGUUUAGACUGGAAAGAGGCAGCACUAAAAGUAGCCCUAAGUGCACUGAAUUAUUGAAACCAGCCGCUGAAUCUAUGCCCAGAAACUGUUGACAGGACAAGAGCCAAGGUUUAACCAAAAUAAUUUACAAAGAAUAUUAGACCAAGUAGUAGAGAAUGGGGUCAAUUUUAUCCCUGGUAUAAUGCCAUCAGCUUCACUUCCUCACGGGAAGGUGUGGAGAUCAAUUCAAAGCACUGUCUGAGCACUUCAGAAGCAUUAAAUGAUAGGGGCAUAUAUAACAACCUAAAUUGACAGAAGUUACAUCAGGGCUUGCUACAGGUCAAGACUCUUGUAAGAUCCCUGUGCUCAUGGCAUCUGGAGAUGCACAGGUUUCAGGGUUCAAAGUAUUGGCUUAAGGAGCUAUGAUGCAUUAGCAAACUCAGAAACCUCUUUAAAGGAGUUAACUGCUAGAGGGGGACAAAGAUCCACACCCUCCCCGUCUACACUAUACUUACACAGCCUCUUCUAUUCUUUUCCUACACUGACCUCUUCUCUUGUGGGAGCACGUUCCACUAAAGCAUGGGUUUCUUUUUGGUUCUAAAAAAUAAAAUUAAAGGUCCAUAUUGUGAAAACACAAACAGGCUGGGUUGGUGCAUGCGUUAGGUCAGUUGGUUGAAUUAACGGUUCAGAUGAAGACAAGAAUUCAGAGAAGGGAAGAACUGUCUUAAUAUCAAACAGUUCUUACAUUUGACCCACAAUGCUAUCUUAUACAAUCCCCAAAUGCAUACAGUCUACCAAAAGCUUGGACAGAAGUGGGGCAACUACCAGUUUUGGCAAGGAGGAGAAAAGGCCAAAGAGACAGCAGGAAAAUAUCAUUUGCAGGUGGGGGGGGGGUGUGUACACACCCAUUCUUUUUAUGAUGGAGGAGAGAAGUAUGAAGGAAGCUAGGCAGUGCAGAGAGGAGGAAAGGGGAAGAAGUGGGUGCAGCUGCUGGCUGAAGACAGUAGGGUGAGUUUUCAUGAUUGCAGAGCUACUUUACCUUAGCUAAGGGUUGUGAUUUUACACCACAUGCUCAAAGUGGUGAGGUUGCUAGCUGUGGUCAUGGCUCAUACCUAGGGUGAGUUUGGCACACCUCAGAUGCAACCCCAAUAGGUAUAUUAAUAUUUGGCUCAGCGCCUGCAUGCUUAGCCCCAUGUGCCAUCAAAGGAGGAGAUGCCAGCAGCUGUACACACCUGUAACAGAGGCACAAAGUUAUUAUUAAUCAUAUUUAUUACAUUGUCACCUAAGGAUCAACCAAGAAUCCCCCCCAACUUGUGCUAGGCACUGCAUAGAGCAGUCAAAAGGCCCUGCCAUGAGAUGCUGACUGAUAAAGAGAUGAGACAGACAGCCUUUCCCUGUGUGCUCCCAAGCAUUGCUGAGUGUGACUGGGCUGUCUGUUAGGUGCCUGCAGCCAAGCGCAGGCCUGACCAUGUAUGUGGGAGUUUAACAUUAUGCAGCUGCCACCCCUGAGGCUUUCAGUGCCUGUAACAAGUUUAAUCUGACAGUCCCUCACAGUCCAGUUCAGAGGCUGUCACUGUGCAUAUGCAUAAAAUAGAAAAGUGAAGUCAUGAGCUCCAAAAAGGAAAAACUGGGCAACUUAUCUCCAAAAGUCUUAGCUAAAACAGCCCUAGUUCAGCUGCUAUGCAUAAAAUCUAGAUUCAGGACAAAGCAGGGUAGGUUUGAAUUCACAGCUUGUAGAAAAAUGAGCUAUUUUAUGCUUUUUGAGUUUCCCCUACUCUGUUGUGACAGUUCAACUUAAAGAAUACUCUCCUCUGUCCCUUUAUCACCCUAAACAUAUAACUUUAGGUCUGUGAGGGCAAUACAAUAAACAAGGAACCCCACUCUAACAUAGCCAAACAGCAUAUCCAGUCACGCAGUAAACUAGACAAACCUAUUUGUGGGGAAACCUUGAAGGCUUUGGAGCUAUGGAGGUCUCCACCUCCCCAAAAUUCUUCUCCCUCCAACAGACCAUGUGACCCCUUUCUCCCCACCCCCUUCCCUGCAUCCUAAGUGUUGCCCAGCACAUAGUCUGGAAGAAAUCCCCCACCCCAAAUCUUUGUUUUCCUUGACUAGACUCCUCAUGGGGGGAGGAGUUGAUGGACACUUGCAAAAUUCAUUUGGUGGCUUUGAUGGAUAACAGCCCUGUACUGUCCUCUGGCACCUUCUGGGGUCAUAUUUCCUUCUUCACAUACAGACAUGAGAGAACAUAUUUAAAUGGUUUCUGCUGCUCCUGAGUGCAUGGAAUAGGUUUAGCAAGCCAGGGUAUCCAGGAAGAAAUACAUGACAAAAACCCCACAACUCAAAAGUUACCCUACAAUUUGCCCAUUACCUUCAUAGAGAGGGUGGAAUGUUGUGUGUCAGAAUCUGAUGGAAAAGCUACAUUUUCACUGAAACAUCCCACCCUAGGAAAGAGCAAAUUCAGGGCGGGGGAAGGUGUCUGCUUUUCUGUAUCAUUUUGCACAGCUCUACCCUGCACCCAUGGUUUGCAAAGUAGCAAAUGACUAGAUGCAUUCUGGCUUAUGUUAGAACUAUAGGAGAGCCAGGGCUGAACGCUCUGGAGAUGAAACUUUUGUCAACCUCACAAGCUGCAUUUUGAGUUUCAAAGCUAGUCCAAAGUUCAGAAACAGUCUUGGCACUUCAACACUUUCCCCCUUCACGAGAAUGAUUCAGUUCUUAAAAUCAAACAUAUCAAAAAACAAACCAGAUUUACCAAGCUCGAGAGAAGCCCAUGCUGUAUAGUAGAAACAGAACACACUCCACAAAAAGCAAGGCUGGUACUACUAUACAUAUAGUAUUCAUUAGGGGCCUGACUGAGCCAAUGCCCACAACAGUUAAUGGGUGUCUUUCCAUCACCUUCAAUGAGGAUUGGACCAGACCUUAGAGUUUCUCUAUUUCUGACCUAGAACUCUUUCCUUUUUCAGGCUCUAUGAACUGAGUUUUCACUCUGCCUUCGCUGUGCUUUAUUUUUGACUAUUUUUAAUUCCAUUGGAUCGCUUUUCCAACUUAGGCUUUUUUUUUUUGGCAUGAAGUCAGUGACAUUUGAACACAAGUCAAACUCUUCAGUCCACACUGGCCAGUAUCUUACCCUCCUGAACAAUGAGGGUUUGCCCUGCCCUCUGUGAAACAGAGCUGGCUGCCACCUUCUCUUUACAAUAUUUCCAUAUGAGAAAGAAUCUUACCCGCAGCUAUAAGAACUGUAGUCCUUUAAGAUGACCAUAGUAUUUCCAGUUCACAGAGAAGUGAAAAACCUAAAUACCUUUCAGGAUUUGGGCCACUCAGGUUAAGAGUAACCAACAUGGAAGCAAUAAUUGGGGUCUGGCCCACGGUUGCUUUUGUUCCUUUUCAUGUGGUGGAAUAUGUGGAUUGUUUACAGGCCUGUUAAACUUUGGACAGCAGCUUCCUCUUGCACUGCUACUUUUAUUAGCAUAGCUAUAAAUUGGGCAAAAACAUUUUAUUACAUGUUCUUUUAAUGUUUAACCAUCACAUAGGCAGUAUCUUUUGAUGCAUCACAACCCCGGGGUACCAAUUUAACACAAUACCCAGGAAUAAAAGAAAGAAAUCUAGUUAGUUAUAGAUCUGGUAUUUCUGUAGUGGCCACUGGCUGUCUGAUCUGAAAGCUGAAACAGUGUUCUCCCUUAAGAGAAAGGAUUUCCUGGUAGGUAUUCAUACAGUCAUGGAGAUUAAGGAUUAUGGGGCCCAAACACCACACCCAUUAAAUCCAACCACCAAAUUAAUGCAUCCAGAUUUUGAACACAAGCCGAUCAAUUUUCUAAAUUAAUCUUUCUCAGCUCAGUAUCUUAAAGAGACCCUAAAAAUUAACAGUAUUUCCUUUGGCUCCAAUCAACUUCCAUUUUUAACUCACCUGAUAUUCGCUUUAGAAUUCCUGUAAUCCAUGGUAUUCGUUCACCAGUCCAGAUUUUAACACCUUCCAUUCAAUAUUUAGGUUCUCUCAGUACUCACUUAAAAUGCUUUAAGAUAUUUGAACAGUCUAUAAAUGGUGCUUUACUAGUACUCAAAGGGUCUGUAUGAUUUACUUUAUUAUAUAGUGAAUUUAAUACUUUAUAUAUUCACCUACAAUGCACAGUAUUAGCUAUGUUCGUCUAAAUAACUGUAUGGCACUGCCAUUCAAUUACAAUACAUACAUCUUCACCACAAUUGGAAUGAAUAGCCAUUUCUUGUAUAUUAAAAUGUAUAUACAAAUUAGAACUUUUAAUUUUAUAAUUUAUUAAAGUUCAAAGGUCUGUGUUCUUUUGCAAAAAA